Molecule: messenger RNA, 13024 nt
Organism: Trichoplusia ni (cabbage looper)
Lineage: Eukaryota; Metazoa; Arthropoda; Insecta; Lepidoptera; Noctuidae
Product: RNA-binding protein Musashi homolog 2-like
Exons: 4
Coding region: 475-1578 (367 amino acids)
Cellular component (GO): cytoplasm
Molecular function (GO): RNA binding
Source: RefSeq, a predicted model, not a curated record
UUUGUUCUUUAUAUUAUAUGGAUGCGUAAAAACCGGUCAUUAGGCACACAAUAACAUUCACCCUUUGUCAAUCAAUCAACUUAAUACGGUCCAAUUAAUUAUUUUAACGCUCACAUGAAAAAUGAACGCGUCAUUAAUUUUCGUUGCUCGUAUUUUUACAGAAAUUUGUUCCCUGCGAUGUACAUUUUAAAUCAAUCUCGUGAAUCUCGCCUUUCAGUUCGCAUUGGAAGUCAAAAUUGAUCGCCAGUUUCACGUUUCAGCUAGUAUGCAAAUAUUUGCUACUGUUAAAGCCUCGAGAGACUAGAGAAGUUCCAAAUGUGUGAGUUUUAUCGCUUAAAAAAACGAUUUUGUCAGUAAAAUUCACGUUAUAUUUCAUUCACUUCAUGACUAUGAGUACCCGUAAUUAUUUACAUUCUAUCAUUAAAAUUUCUCAACUGUCAUUGUGUUGACGUAUCCAUAAACAAAACAUUUGUAAUGACAACCUUCGUUGUUGAAAAAUCUUAUUCAUUUGAAUCAAUAAUGCUUAUUGCGCCGUGUGGAAUCGGGGCGCUGGGGGGUGUGGAAGUUCUGGACGGCGGGCUGGUGGGCGGCGAGCUGACGGCGCACGUGCUGAGCGCGCAGGCCGCCGCUCACGCCGCCGCCACCGCCGCCGCCGCUGCGCAUCAGCAGCACCAGCAGCAACAGAUAGCUGUGCAGCAAAUCAAGACUUCCCCGUCAUCGGGCCGCUCCACCCCGGUGACGGCCACUAACACAGCACCAGCCCCACCAAGCUCCUCACCGUCACCGAGCAAGCUCUUCGUGGGUGGCCUCAGCUGGCAGACCAGCUCUGAGAAGCUGAGAGAAUACUUUGCCAUGUUUGGACCUGUUACUGACGUCCUCAUUAUGAAGGAUCCUGUCACACAGAGGUCGCGCGGCUUCGGCUUCAUCACGUUCCAGGAGGCGGCGUCCGUGGACAAGGUGCUGGCCGUGCCCGUGCACACGCUGGACGGGAAGCGCAUCGACCCCAAGCACGCCACGCCCAAGUCCGCGCCGCGCCCCGCCAAGACCAAGAAGAUCUUCGUUGGCGGCGUCGGCCAGGACACCUCCGCCGAGGAGGUGCGCUCGUACUUCUCGCAGUUCGGGCUCGUCGAGGACGCCGUCAUGCUCAUGGACCAGCAGACCAAGCGCCACCGCGGCUUCGGCUUCGUCACCUUCCACUCGGAGGAGGCCGUGGAGCGCGUGUGCGACAUCCACUUCCACACCAUCAAGAACAAGAAGGUGGAGUGCAAGCGCGCGCAGCCCAAGGAGGCGGUGGCGGCGGCGCCGCUGGCGCUGGGCAAGCGGCUGGUGCUGCGGCCGGGGCGCGGGCUGGUGUACGGCGGCGUGGGCGCGGUGCCGGCGGCGCACGCGUACCGCUACGCGCCCUACGCGCUGCCGGGCGCGGCGGCGGCGGCCACGGCGCUGGUGGCGCCGCCGCAGCCCGCGCCGCAGCCCGCGCUGCCGCAGUUCGGCGCCGCCUACUCGCUGGCGGGCGUGGACAUGUCCUCCUUCCAGGGCGUGGACUGGGGCGCCAUGUAUGGCCUGCCCAUGUACAUCUAGGCGCGACCCGACCUCGACGGCCCGUUUUGUUUCUUACGAUAGAGUUCCUACGUACUAUUUUUUUGGAUUAAGGUGUUUGUCUUGCCGCGUACUCGCAGUGGCCACAAGAGGGAAUGAUCAGUAUUCGAACGUAGUUAAGGUGUUUAUUGGCUCAUUAAACUUAGUGUAAGGCAGUUACAAGCAAUACUUUGCCCGCUACGGGCGUCAAAGAGAACGCAUUUCAUUUUUAAUUAAAAACGUUAAUUUAUUAAGGCGAUCCCCAACGGGUACGCUCGAACGGGAAACGACCGACGCUCGCGUGUUGGUCUCGCGUGCUGCUUGACCGUCCACUCGAUACGUUUAAGUUUUAGUUUUACGAUUCGUAAGGAUAUUUUGAUUUGCUCGAGUGAACUGUCAAGCAUGAACUCGACCAAUCGAGAUGGCGUCCUCUCUUUUCGAAUGUUCGCGUCGUUGCGUGUCCCCUUAACGUUAAAUAUUAAGGCGAAGAUCUCAAAUAAUUUAGUUGCGAUAAAAAACUAAUUUUUUUCUUAUAUUUUGUCUUUGAUAUUUUGUAAUUUAGUGGUAGACAUAGUGCACGUUUGUUUGGCAAUACAUUAACCUGAUAAUUAUUUAUGAUGACUUGACUGUAUUUUUAUGAAUCUCAUUCGCAGCUGUAUUUUUUUAAUGAUAAAACAUAAGAAUUAAUAUAUAUACAUACGCGGUAAGAGUGACGCUGUGUGACUGCGCUGUUGUUUCGAUUUAAAAUGUAUAAAAAAAAGUUUCACCUACUUUCAAAUUUUGAAAUUCAAAUUUUAAAUUAGAAAUUGGAUAUUUCUCAUCUUGUAAUGUGAUACGGAUAUGUAGAUAAAGAUUUAGGCUAAUUACAUACGAGUCUCAAAGUGUACGUUUAAAGGAAAUGGUAGGUAUGACGUCAGUAUUAUUGUAAACGGUGCCAUUUCAUUAAGGAAUCUACGUUUGUGCCAAAUUUCGCUCAGUUUCGCGUUUAAUGAUUAUUUCUUUAGUUCCUCGCUUGUACUUAAAAUUUUCAGUAUUUCACAAUUUCUUUCAAUUCACUCAAAACGCGAUAAACGCCGACGUCCAGGGCUGGUCCCUGCGUCAUCAUGACGUCGUAACGCCUGCGGCUACGUCACUCCGCUACGUCAUAAGUGCUACGUCUUAAGCGCUACGUCACACGGCGUCGACCGCCCUGCUCACGACUCCCAUACAUAUCUGACGAGCGGAAAGCAAUCUCAUUCUACAAUAGUAUUAUAUAUUGACAUACGUAGUUAUAGUACUCGCGUGGAUUUGAUGGCAAUUGGUAAACAUCUAAUAAUAACCUGAAACCUCACGUAAGUAAGGUGCUUUGCACACGAUGCCUCAACGUACGCGACAAAAUCCUAUGAGUUUGUAUGGCUUUAUUCACUUGCCGAGUAAAGUUAUUGUCAAAAGAUCUUACCGAAUAUAUAAAAGUGAAAAAGAGUGUCUGCAAACGGCUCUACGUAUUCCACUGUUCUCAAAGUCAAGCAAUAAUAUAAACAGCUCCAUAUAUUUUAGUGUUAUUCCUGUAUCUCUCUAGCAACUGUAAUUUGUCAAUUGUGUGAAAGAGAUACGACUAAUGUUUGUUAAACCAAAGAACUCAUUAUGAAAACUUUAGAUUUAAAAGAUCGUACUAAAAGUUUAAAUUCGUUUGUAUUGUCAUUUAUAAACAAGUCAUAGCAAGAAUCACCAGAUUCUCCCUCCAAUUGAGUCACCAAACAUCCGCUGUGCAAAACUCAUGAGGUUUCUUUCGCACAUCUUGGAGACUAAAGUCUGCCAAUAUCGGCAACUUUUGUUGACCUGUGUAUGAAGAGCCUUAACAAACGUGGGAGUAGUAUUAAAUCAACUUGAUAUUUGUCUUGCCAAAUGCCAUGAAAACCGCUUCGAGUAAAUUAGUUUACAUAAUAUUAAUAUUAGUUUAGCGUGUAUGAGCGUGUGGACUAACACCCUGUGUACCGUGACAAUAAGCUAAGUAUAUAAGCCGCUGUAGAUUGUCAUGGCCGCGCGGCCUCGCCCGCCGAUCUCCUAUUACUCUCUAUAUUUACAUUUUAGAAGUAUGUCUGUUGAGUUCGAAUUUUACAAUUUUGGCACCGCGUUGGGCGCCAGAUAUCCGGAGAAACUGUGUUACGAAUUUGUAAGGGUUUUUGUAUUGUUGAAGCAAUUGAUAAAUAACUAUAGUGCAUCGGUGACCUAAUAGAUAUGUAAUCCGAACUUUAAAAACUUGUAACGGAGAGUAAGAAAUGUUCUUUCUUUUUUUUUGUACUUAUUCAAGUACUUAUUAUACACAUCUUGCCUGAAAAGAAUAAAAAAAAAUAAGUACCGUGUCGUACCGUACUUAAAAUAUCAUCGCGUACUUAAAUAUAAAUAAUAAAUAGUGUGAAAAAAAAAUAAAAAAAAAAUAAUUUUCCGAUCCUGCACAAAAAACAUCGAGAUACAGCAUCAAGCGAAAGAAAAGUCAUACCAUAGUGUGCACAAACAGAUCGGAAAACGUCCACCAUGGUUACAAAAUCGUUACACACCAGUUUCGUCGGAUAUCAACCCAUUUCGUCCUUUUCUAGAAAGUACUUAAUUUAUCAAUCGUAGAGUUAGAUCCAAAAGCAAUACACAUUAUGUGAUUAGUGAGUGUAAAAGACAAUGAUGGUUGUGUUCGUGCAAUUCCUAGUUAUAAGCGGCAGGACAUAGUCCCACACCCAGCAGUAUUACAGCAGGCACUGGUUUUUACCAAUUUACAACUUGUCUUUUGAUAAUCAAAAAGUUCCUUUAAUUAAUUCGAAAUUUUACACCCCACCUAGUAGUAGUUCGAUUCUAUUCGAUUAUUUCCUACCGAUGGAAAUGUUUCAUAAUCAGUAUUAUUAAAUUUGAAAUUUAAAGUAAAAUGUUCAUUUUGAUACAGUAUUUCCUAUUGGGAAACAAUUAUUCCGAUAUAGGAUGAUGACACUGACAAUACUCCGAAAUUAAUUAUAGAUAAAAAAAGAUAUCAUGACAUGGGAAUAUUUCCGUUUGACGUCUAUUACUAAAGUACUUAACUUUAUAUUUAUAUUAGUAUAGUUUGGGGCCGGGCGAGGCCGCGCGGCAAGCGUAGUGCAGUAUGCAUGGUAGCUUGGUCGGCUACAUUUCCGCCAGCUGACGCACCUGUUAUCGAGGCGUGUGGAACACGAUACAAUACUUACAACCCAUCGAAUAUCGAGGAAAAGUUAUAAAAAACCAUCAUACUCAAUUUAAAUCAAAUGUUAUAAUGCUAAGUCCAUCUUCGUUUGAAUGAAAGAGAUAGCGUUAUCUGUCUGUAUAGCGUUAACCUUGUCAUUUGAACGAUCACGGACGUAAUACAAAACGUUUUUAAAAAUACCGUUGAUUUUAACAAGCAGAUUUUAAUUCAUCAGAAUCUUUUUUAAAUUAAUUUUAAUAAGUGAAGCUGUGUUGCUACAAUAUUACACUUUAAUCUAUGAUGCUAAAGCAAUAUAUAUUUUUUAAACAAUAGAGCCAAACGCUCUUGCAUAUAACAAGAACUUAUGCAAUCAUAUAUUUUAAACUUUAAUAAAAAUACAGUCUUAAAAUUUGAAAUAACAAUUUGUAUAACUUUCUCCCUCACACACAACACACGUGUCCACGCGUCUCAGGUACCUAUGCUAUGAUAUUCACAUAUGUAUACACAUACCUACCCUUAUUUUAGCAGUAUUUUAGCAUAAGUAGGUUAGAACCUCCUGAGAUUAUUGGCGGGCGCGCUUUUGUUCCCAAACUUUACAAAAACUUUUGUAAUUCCCGACCAGUGAGAUUUGUCGUCCAGUUUUAUUUUAGCUUUAUUUAUGUACUUAAUGUAUCAAGGCAGCUUUUAUUGAUAUUAUUGUGUAUUUUAAUACUUGGUGUAUCGGCAAUGUGUAACUCUUUGGCAUAUUACUUCUGCUAAUAAAAUUGACAGCUUUCUCAACAAUAGUCUGUUUUCAAAAAUAGACUUUUCUGUACGAAUUUUGUCUGAUGAAGAUAAUUUUUGUACGGUAAGGGCCAUUUUUAAGGAGCUGACUAUGGCUUUGAUGACGAAAGUUGAUCAAUUUUAUUGUCAGAAGUGGUAUUCAAUAUGUGAGCAACAGCGAAUUUGCUUAAGCAACGCGUCAGUGAUUACGCUGUCGAAAAUGACAUUUUAACUUGGAAAGUGGUAUUUUUGUCACUGAGGUCACUGUUACGUUUCUUUUGCAAGUCAGCUGAUAUCGCUGUGUGCAUUUUCCUUACACCUAGUAUAAGAUACGGUGGUUUUAUUUGUAAUAUUAGUUUGGAAAGCGCGCUCUGCCGUUUCACCUAUAAACUACACCUUCUGUACAUUAACGAUCGUUUUCCUGACAGUAUUAGAAUGUUUGACUUGUGAUGUCAGCCGCCGCGUGCUUCGUAUCUUGCCAAAUUAGAUGGAGGGCGGCAGUGUGGGGGCGAGGGGGACAAAUGCGCCAGUAAACAGUGAUUUUGUGCAGUAAUUUCAAGUUUUUCAAAAAAAAUGUUGUAAUUGAGGGUAUUUGAUUAGUUUUCGGCCUAAAACUUAUAUUUCUAGUCUGGACUUCAAAUGAUAAACUCUGUGCUAAUGCUGGGUAAAUAGAAACGAUGUCACUAGUGUUGCCUGCAUGCAGACGUAGUGGUUGAGGUCGCGCUCCCCCGCGCCCCGCUCAUGUUGUAAUGUACUUAACUUUGUUGUUUUCAUAUAUUGUACUGUUCCAAGUCCCGACACUUGGCGCGGCGGCCGCCCGCGGUGACGUCACGGCUGCGCCCGCGCGCGUGACGUCAUCGCCCGCGCCGCCGCCGCUGUAGGCUUAGUCGUAGUUCUAGAAGGAGUUUGCCCGCUGUAAGGAGCACCUAGUAAUACCUGAUGUUUCAUUACAUGGAUAUAAUAUUAGAAAUUAAAAUUGUGUGUUUUAUUUAGCGUGGGACUUCCUGCUGGGUUUGGUUUGUUGUAUUUUACACUACUUUUUUAUCUUUCUAGAUAGUUUGCACGUUAAACUUGUAGUAUUUAGUUAUAGGGUUGCCAUCUACACUUUUGGCUUUAAAACUGUGAUUUAACUACAUUUAAUAUUAGGGUGGACCCGACUACAGAGGCACUAAUGAUCAAAAUUGUAACAUUUCUACUAAAAAGUUGGCAACCCUAAGUGUGAAAAGGUCAUGAUCAUUGCCCCGCGGUGGGCGCCAAAGAGAGCGCAGUCUGUAUAGGAGGGUGGGACAGACCGGACGUAUGGUAAGUCGUAACGCUCGCCAGGCAUGCGUAUAACAAUGUAAAUGAUAGUGUUACGGCGUAGAGUCGCGCGCGACUUCGCACUCGAGACUAACACAACACUUCCCGGAGAGACUCGAGGGCGCCGCGCGCGUCCGACUGGCGAGUGGCCACGAGUCGCCGCCAGUCGCCAGCGCGCGGCGCCCGGCAUGAAUGGCAUGAAUGAAUACGUAAACAAAAUCUUAUCUUCCAUACAAUAUACUUCACUGUCAAUUUAUUAAGGCGUUAGCCACACGUUGGUUGUGAUGCGUGCUAUUCAAAAUAUUCCUUUUAAAGUCUACCUCUAAAAGGAAUAUUGUAUACGUAGACACGUAGUUUAGACCUUUAGACGCUUCGCUUCGGGCCACAGGUCUUCCUGAAAUAACAAUUGUUUUGCCAAAACAAAUACAGGCCAAAAUGUAGCCAAAAAUGAUUGAUUUUGCUCAAGGUACGCGUCGCGUCGCAGUCUGCCCACGAGAAGUAGUUUGCGCGAGCCGAGGACUGCGGCCGGGGACGGGAUCAUUAAUAUUUUGCCAAAACAAAGCAAGUACGCCAGUGUAGCUUAAGAUUGUGACAAUAAUAAGAUGGGACGUUGCCAACUAAGACGCUAAAACUAUUUAAUCACUUCGUUGCCAUAUACGUGAAUACAUUCCUCUCUAGUCAUUUUUUUAUAUUAUUAUUUUCCUUAAAAUUUGGCGGGAACCUGAAUACAGAGUCUUAUCUUGCUCAAUACUUAUUCUUGCCUAGUUGUAGUUAAUUUCUAUUGAUAAUAAGCUUGACGCAGUAGUGAUGUGCCAUACACGAGAUAUGCCAUAGCACGCAAACGAUAAACUAGUGAUGUGCUUGUUCGCUCCAGGCUCACUGGACCAAAAUGUAAACAGCAUUCGAAAAAAAAAUAUUAUAUAUUCUUAAUUAUGUAAGAUUACUAAGAUAUACAUAAAUAUACAAUUUUUGGAUUGGUAUAAUGUUAAAUUGAACAUAAAAAUACUAUGUUGUGUGUUUUUAAUGUAUGGCAAUGCUAGAGUAGUGUUGUAGCGUAGACAUUUUGAAGUUUUACAUACAUAUGAUAAAUAAAUAUGACUAACCGAAAGCAAUAACAUUAAUAUUACUACAGCACGCGCGCGCUGCACCUUGCACGUGACGGUAGACGGACUCGGUUUGUGACGCCCGUGUGCGCGUCGAUGGGCACGCGAGGACGUGAGGACGUGACUCCCACACUUGAUGAACCAGCUCUAAGAGAGCAAAGGCAUCAUCGACGCGACACACAUCAAUAUAAUUUAAUGCACUCGACUAAGUGAAGACAGGGCACGGCAGCGCGCGCAAAAUGUUAGAUUUAUUAUAAUUAUACACACAUGCAUACAAAUACAAAUAUUUUUGUAUAAUAGGUAUCUGUGUAAUCGUAGCGUGUUGGUUAUCUUGUAUUUUUAAAUGGUUUGCGGCGGUGAGGGUAGUCUUGUUUUCGUGACGUCACAGUCUAUCAAUCGAAUUCAAAAGCAACAUCUAGAUGCCUUUUUAACUUAAUUACCCAAAGAGACACUGACAAAGGUUUCAUAGCUGCGGGAAAAUUGGAAUUUUCUAAUUAAAAGUAAUGUCAAUUCGCUGGGUCUUAGGAGACCUAAAAUAUAGCUACAUUUAAAACGUAAUUGGAAAGGUAUUUUCUUACCUUUAAAGAGAAUUGACAAAGUUUGCUCAGUUCUCGGUCUUCCAGUAAUUAAAUGAUCCCAACUCCCGAAUGAAAUCUAAUGUCUAUCUGUGUUAUAAAAUUAUUACCAGCAACCAAGUUCAAUGGCGACACCAACAUCUAUUGUUACUAGACCAAAACCAUCCCAAAUAUUUAAAGGAUAAAUCGCGACUGAUAUCUGUGACGUCAUUGUUGGGCCUUCCCGCCUCCGCUGUGAGCCGAUAUAAUUACAUUGUUAUAAUAAGCGACAGUAUGUGACGCAGUGUUUAUUGUGUAGGGCGCCAGCGCCGACGCUUGACGGCGUGCGGCCACACUCCUUGUGUUUUCCAUAUUGUAGCGUGGCGUGUCCACGGGGGCUCGUCAAACUAAAUAAAUAAUACAAUUAAUGUAUUAUUUGAGGAAUUUAUUUUAAUUAUAUUCUUAUAUAAAUAAGGCACUAAAGUAACGGCAUGUUUGUAAAAAUGAACUUUGAUGAUUAACGACACGCCACGAAAUAAUAUCGUUCGAAAACUAAGCGGCACUAACAUAUUAGCGUCAAUCCGCGUAGUCAUGUCAACAUUCCUUUAUGUAUAUUUUUGAAAGAAUUAUUGCAUUUUAUUUAUUAUGGUAGUUUUAAAAAACAUAGUUUAUCAUAGUCGAUUUAGUGAUGGGCUGUUUUUUUAUUUUACGUAUCCACCGGCUAAUUGAGGUUUCCUUGUUUCUGCCACUAGAUGUCACCCCUGUGGUGUAGCGUUUGUUUUCACGUAGUUAAGUCUAGUAUGAAUUUGUAUUGAGUAUUCGAUUCGUUUAUCAACUUACAUGUUUUGGCCUAAUUUUAAAAUAUAAGGUAGACAAAUAAUUGAGCAAUAAGUAAAGUAAGAUAUUUUGUGAUAUCGCUUGACGCACGGCGCGACAUCUAGCGGCACGCUGAGGGAGCUCUCGUAUUGUAUGUACAUUGGAGGUGCCCCGUAGUUACGGUUGGGUUUGGUUGGGUAUGUAGCUGCGUAGAUAUACGUCAGUCUACGGUCCCCGAGCAUAGAGUGGUGUAAUGUCUAUGCGCAGGGAGUAAGCUUUGCCGCAAGGAGUAUUAUUAAUGAAUGUUUUGUAUAAUUAAUGUAGAUUAUUAUUUGGAUACGUUCCUAGGCAAUAGUCGGGCUCUCUAGCGCCCCCUAGCUAGUGGACGCAGUAGUGCGCCGGCCGCGCGCCUCCUUCAGCUAUUAACAAUAUUAUGGUUCAUCUUCACUUAGAGACAAGUAUUAGAGAAAACCUAAUAAAAAUGGUAACACAAAACACAGCUGUUCUUUCAUUUAUCCGCUUUUUCGUUAGUUUUCGUACCUCUUCGUUAGUUAAAACAUUAGUUUGGAAAAGAAUAUUUUUUUAUUGAGACUCGUAGUCUUAGAGCUUUCGGGCCCAUGUUGGGUGCCAGUACGAAUUUUCUUAGACGAUCUACCCCCAGUCAGUAGUAUUAGAAAUAUUUUGGAGAUCAGAGACUAUGGUUGGACAUAGAUGCAUGAAGUCAUACGGAGCAGUGUGUAGCGGUGGAGUGUGCAUGCCUCGGUGUCUACGGAGCGCCGCCGCCCGCGAGAAGACGAAGACCACUUUCAUUUUAUCAACGGUGAGGCAAUACUGACGUUGGUGCAAUGUCUUGUCACUGUAGAAGUCACUCGGACUGUGCUAACUGGUACAACACAACCUGUCUCCUGUAGACUCAAGCAGGACAUAGCCAUUACACUGACAAGACAUAGGCUACCAUUUAAAGAUACUGACGGCAUGGCAUUAAAAAUACUAGAAGGGGUGAGCAGUUGGUUUCUCGUCAGUCUUUUGAUAACAUAAUAUACCUUACAUGUAACUCACUAACUCUGCAGUUCUUCUCUAUAUCACACAUUAACAUGAACACAGUACAUUAAAACAUCGCCGGUAGUGCAGCAGCGCCCAUGGCGGCCGCGACCAGCAACCAACUGCUUCACGGGAACGAGUACAGAAAUCAGUAUUGUCAUUCACAUUACAUACCAAAUCUGCUGUUGAAAAUACCGCUUAGUUUUAUUUCUAGUACCCAUCUCCAGUAAAGUGCAUCCCAGUAAUUAGUUAAGUAGAAACAUAGACGUGGUACGACCGGUGCUGGGUUAUUUAUUAAGUCAGAUUCGUAGUUUUAGUUGAAUGGUCGAAUCGAGAAUAAUAAUUUGAUUGUGAUGUAUAAACUCCAUGGGAGACGCUUUUGAGAUUUUUCCAUUUUUCAAUAAGUAGAACUUAGAGGUUUUUUUGUAGUUUUAGAAGGAAAAGUCAUAUCAACAGAGAGACACUAAAGACACAAUCGUUUUGUGCCUUAAUAGUUUGUUUUAUUAAUAUUUGCUUUGGAAACUAGAAACUUUUAGAAUACGGACCAAAAGUUCAAUUAGUUUGGAAAUAUAAAUGAAUAAAUAACAUAUUUUUUGUACAAUUUACUUUUCCGUUGAAAAUGUUAACGAGGGAAUUUUUGAAACGACUUAGCUGUCUCGUAGUGUAUUGAAUAGAAGACAAAAUGUAAACGAGUUAUACAAUGAUCGUAGGUAUCCCGUUUUGUAGUAGUACAAAGUAAUUUAAGUAUUUUGUAUCUGCAUAAUGUUAAAAAGUCUUCCUUGAUAAAACAUAGACUGAAAAUUAGUGACCCGUGUAAUGUUUCUUUUGAGAUCCCGUUUCGCUGGGAUGCACUAGAAUUUAUUAACAUAUUAUGUGAAGGGCACUUAUUUAGAUCUUUUAAACGUAUUCCUUUAUAAUAUUUUAAAUCCCACGUAAAUUUGAAUUAAAAGCUGACAUGUUACCUAUCAAAAUUUGCCACGCGCGCCAUAUUGACAAUAUUUUUUUUAAUUGUAAGACAUUUUCACAUACAGCCAAACUUGCAAAGGGUCUGAAAAAGUGCUUUUUUGUAUACCCGAGAGUGUUGAUAGUUCUCUCAUAGUAGAUAAAGUGUUCAGUAGAAAUAAACCCCAGUAAGUACAAUGAAUCUGUACGGAGAGUGCCUAUGUGUGACAAUAUUCACAUCACACUUGUUUUCUUCCAUAUUAGUCUAUGGUCACUUACGAUAUACGAGUACUAACGUAUGAAUUGAUAGAUUGAUCAUCUUGUUCGGAAAACUGUUGGAAUCUUCAUCUGUGAUACUCUGGUAGUGCGUAGAUAUCCAUUUGAAUUGUUGUUCGGUUCCGUAAGUACUAACCGAGAAAAAUCGAUUAAAAUUGAAUAAAUUCUCAAAGGCCUUUCUAGAUAAACUACCCACAAGAGUUUUCCGAACAAGAUGUCCGUGACCAAUAAAGGAACACAAAGUAAUUUAUUUUGUAAAUCGCAUUUAGUUUGGUUUACCUAAAUAGUCUAGUCGAGACAGAAAAUUGUUAAAGUUUUGUUUUUUUUUUGGACUUCUAUCGAUAGAUUAGGUAAUGUUUUCUUUCACUCGCACUUUUAUGACUCGUAGCAUAUGUGUGAUGACGUCACACGCAACUGUCAAAGCAUUCCAACAUUUUGUCACAAACUGCAAGAAAGAGUCUUAAAAGCGCUGAGAUAGUUGUUUCUAAAAACUUUGUACAUAAUUAUUUAGAAGUAAGAAUUGUUACGGAAAUAUAACGUGUGGUGUAUUUUAUUCAUGUACUGAAGUUAUGUGUUUAGGGUGGUUUAGAUAAUUAGCUAUGUCUAUCUCUUUCUCUCGUUUGAAUCUAUCGAUUUGGAAGUAGAAUAUCAAUUAUUAUCCUCUUAAGUACACGAUUUGGUUUAGUGGACUAAUUUAUAAGAUUGGCAAGACAAUAUGAGAAGUUGAACGGUCUAAAAUGUUGUCUUCUUGUGAAAAUAAAAACAACUCUCUUAAGUGGAAUCAUUGAUAACAGCUAAAACAUUGAUUGCAGCUUGACUGGACUGGUUCUACAUUUUUUUAAAGACUCUUGGUCCCUAAUUGACCUUAUUCGGGCAUUUGGCAAUGAUUAGUCCACUAGCCCAGUCUAGUGAUUGAAUCUUAUAAACAUAACAAAAGUGCCCACGAAUUUGUAAAACGUAAGGUCAUUGUUCUAUUUACAUUCAUUAGGCAAGUAGUUCGUGAUUUGUAAUUUAUCCAGUGGACGGAAUGUAUAGAUUUUUUACUAUCUUACAUUUUGAGAUUUCGGAAUAUUCCGUAUAAGCUGUGGUCGUUUCGAAGAACAGAAUAAAAAAAAAGAUAAACGUCAAAUUUGAAUGUUAAAGUAAAUAUUGGUGUUGUUAAUGUGUGUGUUAUUUAAAUACAUGUAUGUUUUAUGAUUGAAACAUUGUUCAAUUAUAAAGGUAAUAAAAUAAUUGAUUCGUGGGUCAAUAAUACCCAAACGUAGCACCAAAUAUAUCUGUGAGUCACUUCAAAGCGAUCACAGCGCAGUAUUACUAUCGUAAAUACCCUAGUCAUUGUAGUUUUUUAAUUGAGAAGAGGAAUAUAUAAUAUGUACGGAAAGUUCAUGCUUUUAAUAUAUUUAUUCUAAUUAUUUACUGGCAGCCGGCGCAAGCCGGUGCGCCGACGACGCGGUUUGAACGAAAACGUUUCAUUAAUAAAUGGUUUAAAUUCA